This is a messenger RNA of Spathaspora passalidarum NRRL Y-27907, 2055 nucleotides long. It is a transcript of the gene VPS33, whose product is annotated as tethering complex ATP-binding subunit. Gene Ontology annotation, cellular component: fungal-type vacuole; CORVET complex. The transcript has a single exon. Lineage: Eukaryota; Fungi; Ascomycota; Pichiomycetes; Serinales; Debaryomycetaceae. Bases 1 to 2055 code for a protein of 684 amino acids. The record is from RefSeq and is a predicted model, not a curated record. Gene Ontology annotation, biological process: intracellular protein transport; vesicle-mediated transport.
AUGACACAGGAAUCUCUAAACCUUAAUCAGUUCAAUGAAUCAAUACUAAACAAUUUGUUGACACAAUUGUCCAAGAUCUAUUCAUCCAACAACUUACUCAUCCUAGACCCAAUACUAUCGCCACUACUUAACAAUCUUACACCAUUCAAUCGGUUAAAAGAAGCAGGCAAGUUCCAAAACAUCGUAUGGUUAAACAAUGAAAUCACGUCAAUACAGCACCAAGUGUUUUCUAAAUACACUUCAUUAAUAAUUAUCAUUCCUGGCACUCUGGAAAACCUUGAAUUGCUUCAUAAAUUCAUUCCCAACAUUCUUAACCACGUUCAUGGAUUGAAGAUGAACCUUAUAGUUAAAGACUUAUCGAGACUGUUGUUGUAUCAAAUUAAUAACUUGUUUGAUGGUAUUCUUAAGUUUGACUCAAUCUUACAAGAUGACACCAAGUUUGAUAAGCCUAUCACUAUAACCACCGGUAUAAAGGUGUUUAACUGGUUGACCGGUCCUAUACACACUGAUGGAAUAUUAAUCACGGAAAUCAACGAAUACUCCGGCAUAGACAACUAUUUCAAGAGUCCCUUGUUUCAAGUUAACCAAUUGACUAAAUCCUUAAUCCAAUUGUUGUUUCAUAACAAGUCUAUUGGGAAAUUGUUGAAAUUGAAGAAUAUCUACGGUAAAGGAAACCAUCUGGACUUAUUGAUCAAAGAAUUGACCAAUGUUAAGAUUCCCGAAUAUCUCAGUGAAAAUUUGUCCAAGUUAGAAGUUGAGUUUUAUGAAAGUCAAUUACAUUCAAAUACCAAUUUAAUAGUUUUAGAACGAAAUCUCGAUUUCAUGCCUUUGCUUUUCAACCAAUUGAACUAUCAUGGUAUAAUUGACGAUUUGUUUGAUAUUAGGUUUGACACUAUUGAAAAUUUAGAAGAAGACGUGUCAAAGACCUUGGUGGGAGAUGAAUUGUAUCAGCAAGAUUUAAAGGAUUUGAACUUUUCCAGCAUUGGUGCCAGGUUAAACAAAUUAGCCAAGUUCAUUCAGCAACAGUAUAAACUGUCCAAUGCCACCGACGACAAUUUAAAAGAUAUGAAGCAACUUGUUUCAAAUUUGGGAAACCUUACAUUACAACAAGAUCUUAUUAAGAAACAUACAAUUAUUGGGGAAAGUGUACUUGACAAGAUGAAUAAUGAGUAUCAGGAAUUUCUUGAAUUUCAAAAUGAUUUAUUUGAAAUGGAUUACAAGCUACAAUUGCUGAAAUUGAAGUACUUUUUCAAUUGUAAUUUCCCUAUAAACUUCAUUUGGAGUGGGUUACUUCUUGUUGGGUACAUCAACGAUGGGAUAUCUUCCAAGGAUCUUGAUUGGAUUUCCCAGGAAUUGCAAGAUAAUUAUGGAUUGGGUGCAAUCAUUUCAUUAGAGCAAUUGAUCAAGUACAAACUUAUUCGAAUAAACCAUGACUCUUCAUCGGAUUUCCUUAGUAAUUUAGGGUUAACUCAGAAGAAACAGACUCCAGUACAUUCCCAUAGCGAAGAAGACUAUCAAGUAGGUAUAACUGGGGGACAAGAUAUUUUCAAGAGCAACUACACCUUGAUUAACAAAUUUUGGAAUUUGCAUCCUUUGGAAGAAGAAGAUGCGCCAGAAACGAACCAAGAUCUGACCAACUUGUUAGAAAUGUAUUCCAACCCUUCAUUCACAUUACCAGGAAACACCGUCCCAUUAACCUAUAGAAUAGUAGAAUCACUUUAUUUUCGGGACUUUUUAAAGUACAAGCCCAUAAACAACAUCAAGAAACGCCCCAAUUGGGACAAUCUUGGAUUGGGAACAAUGUUCAGUGGUAAAACCAUAGACGUUAAUAUCGACGACCAUCUGGACGAUAAGAACAACCCCCAAAAGGGGAACUUGGUAGCCAAUCCAGAAUACAUAAUCAUUGCCAUCAUUGGGGGGAUAACUAGAAGUGAAAUAACCUGUUUCAAGUACUUACAAGAACGACUUACAAGAUCGGACAAAAACAAGAAAAUUAUUGUCAUGUCCAACGGAAUUGUCAACAACAGCAAACUCUUCAAGUUUAUCAAUGAGUAG